Molecule: messenger RNA, 1104 nt
Organism: Penicillium lagena
Lineage: Eukaryota; Fungi; Ascomycota; Eurotiomycetes; Eurotiales; Aspergillaceae
Product: metallophosphatase domain-containing protein
Exons: 1
Coding region: 1-1104 (367 amino acids)
Molecular function (GO): hydrolase activity
Source: RefSeq, a predicted model, not a curated record
AUGACCAGCCCCUUCCACCGUCGCCCUGUGCCCGACUACCUAAUCUCAUCGCCCCUGGCCGCCCUGCUCUACCCUCUGCACCAGUUGCUUCUCCAUCUUCGCGGCCCUCCCCGUCUGCCCCCGCCUGAUGCUCAGCCCAUUCGUGUGGUCUGCAUCUCCGACACCCACACCCUCGAAUGGCCCGAUGUGCCUGACGGUGACCUGCUCAUCCACGCUGGUGACCUCUGCAAUGAUGGCUCGGUGCGUGAAAUCCAGGCGGCGGUCGACUGGCUCAAAACACUGCCACAUCCCCACAAAGUGGUGAUCUGCGGCAACCAUGACAGCUUCUUUGAUGCGCGUUCCCGUUGCGAGGAGGACCGCGACGAGGAGGAUGCAUCCUUCGCUGCCAUCUCAUCCACCGCCUCGAUUCGGUCCCUGGACGACUUGACUUCUGCUUCCCGCAUCGACUGGGGCGAUAUCCAUUACCUCCAACAUUCGUCCGUCACUCUCUCGUUCCCGCCUGCCUCCUCGACAUCCUCCACCACUGCUCUGAUGAGCGCCCAGCCGCGCUCCCUGACUAUCUAUGGCGCACCCCAAAUCCCAGCUAUUGUUCCCUUUGGUCCGGAACAUGCCUUUACAUAUCCUCCACACAACGAUGCGUGGUCGCGAACGGUGCCUCCCGAGACCGACAUCCUCAUCACUCACACCCCGCCCCAGUCGCAUCUAGACCUGUCUCCCAUCUACUCCACCGGCUGUCCGAAUCUCCUCGCCGAGUCCUGGCGUAUUCGCCCUGCGUUACAUGUCUUCGGACAUGUCCACGAAUCAGCCGGCCGCGAACCCGUGUUCUGGGAUGACGCCCAGCGCGCAUGGGAACGACUGUGUGCCAACCGCAGACCCCGCGCGCAAUUUGGCCGCUUUACCUCGCUAGCUGGGUUCUUGCGCGAUUUAUUUGAUCUCCCGGGCUGGGUCGACGCGGCCCGGGUGGUGGUCUACGGCGUGCUCGGGGUGAUCUGGUCGCAGGUCUGGGGCGGCGAGAGCCGUGGCGGUGGAUGGAUGGUGAAUGCGGCCUGCAUGUAUCGGGACAGCGGGCGUCUACGGAAUCCGCCGCAGGUGAUUGAGCUAUGA